This is a messenger RNA of Thrips palmi, 1948 nucleotides long. Its product is annotated as probable cytochrome P450 4aa1. The record is from RefSeq and is a predicted model, not a curated record. Gene Ontology annotation, molecular function: iron ion binding; monooxygenase activity; heme binding. Lineage: Eukaryota; Metazoa; Arthropoda; Insecta; Thysanoptera; Thripidae. Bases 256 to 936 code for a protein of 226 amino acids. The transcript has 2 exons.
UCUGGGGGCGGAGCCCCCAGCGAGCAGCGCGAGUCCUUUUUAUAAAGGUCCGAACAGAAAGUUCUAUAGUGUAAAAAAAACGUGCACGAAGUGCUUGCCUUCUUGUACAGAAGUCAUAAGUUUCGAGUCGUAACUUCACGCUUUUGACGACGGUAUGAUGCCACCCUUCCGAGGUAAGUUGAGGAUUCCUGCUUGCAGGCCGUCAGUGACGCCAAGGAAGCCACCAGCGGCCGCGGCGUCGCCCGCAAGCAGAUCAUGCUGGACAAGAUGCUGCAGAGCCAAGUCUUCACCGACCAGGACAUCAUGGACGAGUUCAUGACGUUCCUGAGCGCUUCCACCGAUACGACCGCCACCUCGCUCAGCCUCGUCUUCAAGAUGAUGUCCAUCUCGCCGGAGAUCCAGGGCCGCGUGCGCGCCGAAGUGGACCGCGUCCUGGGCGUUGGCGCCGAAGCGCGCAGCGUCGAGCUGCACGACCUGCCGAGGCUGCAGUACAUGGAGCAGGUCAUCAAGGAGACCCAGCGCAUCGUGCCCAGCGCCCCUUUCCUGGCUAGGCAAGUGUACCAGCGCACGGAGCUCGCGGGCAAGACGAUCCCUGCCAACUCGACGCUCCUCGUCAACGUGCACGGCGCGCACCAUGACCCCAAGCACUGGCCGGACCCGUGGAAGUAUGACCCUGAACGCUUCGCGCCCGGCAAGGAGCACCACCCCUAUGCCUUCUUGCCCUUCAGCGCCGGGCCGAGGCGCUGCCCGGCGGGCUUCUACGCCAUGAUGGCCAUGAAGACCAUGUUCGCCGCCGUGAUACGCGACCACGUCAUCGAACCCGUGGACGACGGCGUCAGGGAGGCCAAGGACUUCAAGCUCACCUUCAACCUCACUGCCAGGAUUGUCGGCGGCACGUUCGUCAGAUUCAGGCCGCGUUCGACUUCGGUCAGCUAGUGUCAAGUCAACAUAAACGGAGGUUUUCCGUAAAUUUACCGCAUAUCCUUGCAGAUGUUUCAAGAUGCUUCGUAAAUUUUCAAAGUUUUCCUAAAACGUUUUGAGGUUCUUCAGGCUUCGUGAAUUAACAUAGGAAGGAACGGCUUUCAAUUUUUUUUUGCUGCAGGAUUGGUUAAUUCCGAACGUAAAUUCACUGAGAAUGAACGGUAUACUUAAAGGCGAGGUAUACUUUGUCAUCGAAAUAUGGGCGAGGAAGGGUGGAUCAGCUACGUGUAUGCACUGGUAAAACAAAGGCAUAAAAAUUACGCCCUUUAGGGCAUAAAUCGUUUUAUGCCCUUCGGAAUGGUAUGGGAAUUUCAAGCAAAAUUUUCAUGCCCUUCCCAAAGGCAUAAACGAUUUAUGCCCUUUAAGCCCUUUAAGGGCAUAAAUUUAUGCCUUUGUUUCACCAGUGUGCUACUACAUAGUACGAUCACCCAAAUUUGGGUGAGGAAACCGUCCUUACCCAAAUUUGGGCAAGGAAACGAGGAAUAAAGAAUUCCUUACCCAAAAGUUAAGUCCUGAUCAUGACACUUUCAUUCUCAGUGAACCUUUAUAGUUUGGCAAAACGAAGGCAUUAAAAAACUACGCCCGUGAGGGCAUAUUAGUUUUUUUGGGCGCCGGCUGAAAAAAAAACGUGUUUCUGUAAGGGCGUUUCAGUUUUGACUAGAGUCUCAUAAGUAAACUGGGUAUUUACGAAGGCGCCUCAGGCAAUAAAAGUUGCGAACGGUCCCUAUGUAAAUUUACAAAGGUAUUUGGUACGAAACGAAGAAUCUUCGAAUAUUUAGUGAAGGUCAAGGAUUUACUAUGUAUUAGAACCUUCGUAAAUUACCGAGAAUCUAUGUGAAAGACUACGAUACUACGUAAAUGUACGAAUGUGGCUUCAGUAUUAUUUUUGCAGGAGGAACCCUCGUGAAUUGGGAAGGUUUAUUCUUACAUUGUACUUAUUUACGCCCCGUCUAAGUGCAUAAAACGA